Molecule: messenger RNA, 1194 nt
Organism: Naegleria gruberi
Lineage: Eukaryota; Heterolobosea; Eutetramitea; Acrasida; Naegleriidae
Product: A20-like zinc finger domain-containing protein
Exons: 2
Coding region: 1-1194 (397 amino acids)
Molecular function (GO): protein binding; DNA binding; zinc ion binding
Source: RefSeq, a predicted model, not a curated record
AUGAGUAAUUGCAGAGGAGGUUGUGGUUUUUUUGGUUCUGAAGCUAACAAGGGAUAUUGUUCACAAUGUUUUAAAAAGUUGCCAUCCGAUCAAGUCACCACUGAUGAUUUUGAUCAGUGGAAGAAAGCUCAUGAGGAGAAGGUGAAAAAGAUUGAAGAGGAGAAUACAAAGAAAAGAUUGGAGGAGUUGGCAAAACAAGAAGAAUACGAAAAUCCAAGAAAGAAGAGGAAACCAAUUGUAGAGGAAAAGAAAUGGCCUCCUCUCACUAGUGAAGCCAAAUCAAUCUUGGAAACUGAAUUUAUCUUUUCACAUAUUUCACAAUAUCUCACACCUUCCGAUGUUUCAAAGUUUGGAACAACUUGUAAAUCAUUCAACAAGAUUGCAAGUGAAGAAAGUGUGUGGAAGAAUCUCUAUAUCACCAAGUAUGGCAAACAAGCUUUGCAAACAUUUGUUGGAGAUAAGAGUGUUCGUUCUGUAUGGCAGGAUCAGGCAAAGGAAAUUAGCAGCACAUCUAGGAUGAGGGAUUGUUCAUUGGCUGAAUUUGAAAAGAAACCAUACCUCUUGGAACCUUCUUUUUUUCAAAAGGUUUCAGUUUUGGCUCCAAUUGAUCAAGUCAACUCACCUUGGUCCCAUUUGAAAGGCAAGACAGUUCCACAAAUAAUUGAGGAAAUUUGGAAACCAAUUGCCUCUGAGGUACCGGAUCUUAUUGAGCUUUUAGUUGAAAAAGUCAAAUCACUGUAUGUAACUAGAGAAAAGAGUGAGGACGAAACUUGGUAUCUUCUCUAUAUUCUCAAUGAAAAAAAGCUCGAAUUCUUCUCUGCGGAACCGCCACUCAAGAAUUCAGAAGAAUUCGAAGUUGAUGGUUGGGGAAAAAUUCCAACCUCGUUAGCAAAAUUCUAUACUGUUAACAAUGGGUUAACAACUUUUGGAAUAAGAUUAGAUUCUUGGGAGUCUGGCAUUUUCAGAUCAGAAUUCUUGACACCCAUGGAUUCAGGUGAGGAUAUGGAGAAAGAGGUACUCCAAUUUAACAAUGAUGGAGCUGGUAAUGGCCAAUCCUUUAUUAGAGAUUCAGGUAGCUCUGAUAAGGAUCCAUUUACAGGAGAUUUUGAUCAUGAAAAUCCUUUUGAACUAGAUGGUAGUUUAUCAUUUUUCGAAUUUGUGGAGGAAUUUAUUGUUCGUGCCAUUGAGGAAUAA